ACAGUUUCCGCCCCAGUGGGUGAUCAUUUGGUGAUGUGAAAAAUAAGCGCGAAUAUCUGACUUCCAGCAGUCAAGCAUGAGUUCCAGACAUGUACGUUGUGAACUUAGUGCUUGUUCUGCUGUCGCUGGAAAUUCUAAGCACAAGUGAUGCCGCGAUGACGAUGAAACAGCUCAAAAAUUCACUGGAAAUGAUGAGGAAAGCAUGCGCGCCGAAAUUCAACGUUGUCGAAGCUUCGUUAGAUGAACUGAAGGCAGGACGUUUUGCGAAUGAAGCGGAUAAAGAGCUGAAAUGUUACACCAUGUGUAUUGCACAAAUGGCAGGGACGCUAACAAAGAAAGGGGAACUAAGCCUUUCCAAGACGACUGCACAAAUCGAAGCUAUGCUGCCACAAGAAAUCAAAGCCGCGGCUAAGGAAGCUCUGAAUGCAUGUAAGGACAUACAAUCUGGAUUCAAAGAUCCAUGUGAAAAAGUGUAUUUUUCGGCAAAGUGUGCAGCCGAAUAUAACCCAGAUGUAUUCUUUUUCCCUUGAUGCGAACGAGGUUUGACGACAACUGGCGAGGAUUAUGGAAAUAUGAGCUUGGAAUAUAUACGUGUACUGUAGUGAUACACAGA
Molecule: messenger RNA, 613 nt
Organism: Aedes aegypti (yellow fever mosquito)
Lineage: Eukaryota; Metazoa; Arthropoda; Insecta; Diptera; Culicidae
Gene: lush
Product: general odorant-binding protein lush
Exons: 4
Coding region: 90-530 (146 amino acids)
Biological process (GO): olfactory behavior; sensory perception of smell
Cellular component (GO): extracellular region
Molecular function (GO): dibutyl phthalate binding; odorant binding
Source: RefSeq, a predicted model, not a curated record